UCGCAGAACUCGUGAGCUUCCAUUAUCAGCUUUAGCUUAGCUUAGCAUCCUAUCUCGCUGACCGCAACUUUUCCCCUUCUUCUUCUUCCUAGGAGAGAGAGAAAGAAGAAGAAACAAGCACCUCCAUUGCUUUCUCUCCAAAUUACAUCCACCGCCUUUGUUAACUAAUUCGCCUCCGUCGCGGCUUCAUCAGGGACCUUGCCGGUGAGUUUUCCGGCGGCCGAUUCUGCACUGUGUUUUCGGUUUUCCUUCCCCGCUUCCUUCCUUUUAGCUAUUGUGGACUUUGUGGUGACUGGUGAGUGCUGCUGAACAUUCUGGACAUCUUCGGAUGAAGAACUGCUGGCUGGAAUUGAUGGUUCUAUAGUUCUGUUUAGUAAUAUUGACAAUCCAUUUCGUGAUAAUGAGAUCUCGAACGUAAUCGGUGAACAGUAAUCGAUCAUGCACAGUAACUACGAUCUAUCCAUUCCAAAUUGAGCUGCGCUCCGAGCUCUGCUAAUGGAGUUUCUGGUUAUGGACUAUGGUCCAGAUUCAGAAACCGCUUUUAGAUCCAACACCUUCUUUGCCUUUCUGGCAAUCUAAUUUCCUCGUGCUUUGCUCUUCCUUUUUUCCUUUCUGUUGAUUUGAUUCACAUUUCUUCUCCUUCUCCGAUUUCUUGUUUUUUCCGCUGGUUAACGCUCUGUUCUGGUUUCUUCAAGAUACGGCCAAGCCUAGCUUUACGGCUUUACCUUUACAGCCUGAUUUUUUUUAAAAAAAAUGGGAAAAGGGAGGAGAAACCGCCACUAGAAGGAAACAAAAGAGAAAACUGCCGCUCUUGUGCUCCAAUCCCCGUCUUCCACGUCCUCGAUUUUCCCAGAAUUUCCGGUUUUGCCCCGAAAAAGAAUUUGGGUUUUUUUCUGAACGGGAAAAGAAAGAAGAAAAAAAUCGAGAGACUGAGGUGUCUGGUUCAGUUCCCCAAGUCGCGACUUACGAAACCUUGCCGUCACCAGCGUCAGCCGCCGGCGAAUGAGACUCCACCAAUUCCGUUUUCGUUUUUGUUUGCCUUACCUUGGGCGGGUGGUUAUUGCGUAAUCCAGCGUUAACCGCCGCCGCCUUCUCUGUUGAGGGGUUUGAUUACGUAGACGCAAUGAUGUAUCUGCGCGUAAAAAGUUUGAACACUCACUUUUUCCUUCUGCAUGAAGGCUCGGGGUUGGAUUCCGGCGACAACGGCGGCAUUUUUUUCUCCCCACUUCUUUGACCUAAUUUCAAAGCGGAAUUUCUGAUUCCGGCCAGUCCUGGUCGUCGAAUUUGGUGGGAAAUGCUACGGGUAGGAAGCCCGCGGCAGUUAUGGUGGGCUGGUCUUUGUUCCGGGAACAAGUUCAGUAGCCGUCGGAAUUCUCAAUUAAGCUUCCACAGGAAAUUGUCCGAUCUUGCUACUAAACGUCCCACAAACGCUAGAAACCCCAACACCCUGCUCCUUUCAUUCCAUGGAAGAAACCCUAAACCUUUAGGUGCUCUUUUAAGUUUCAUUUUGUGCCGUGAUUGGUUAAACAUGUUCUGGAACUUGCAUUUUAGUUCUUUGGUGUACGACGGGUUUGGGCUGAUGUGUUUUUGGUUCAAUUGUUGAUGUAGAUACAAGGAGCUCAACUGCAAUCAUGACGGUUAUCCCGAAGAUCUCAAUCAACGAUGGGAACCUGGUGGUUCAUGGGAAGACCAUCUUGACUGGAGUGCCUGAUAACAUUGUGCUCACGCCUGGUUCAGGAGUUGGGCUGGUGGCCGGCGCUUUCAUCGGUGCUUCUGCAGAAAACAGUAAAAGCUUGCAUGUCUUUCCCGUCGGUGUUCUUGAGGGUCUGCGAUUUAUGUGCUGUUUCCGAUUCAAGCUGUGGUGGAUGACCCAGAGAAUGGGAACUAACGGGAAAGAUAUUCCAUUGGAGACCCAAUUUCUGCUUGUGGAAAGUAAGGGAGGUGGUGAAGGAGUUGAUCAAAAUGAUGGCGAGACCAUUUAUACCGUGUUCCUGCCUCUCCUGGAAGGACAGUUCCGCGCUGUUCUUCAGGGAAAUGACAGGAAUGAGCUGGAGAUUUGCUUGGAGAGUGGGGAUUCAGCUGUUGAAACCAAUCAGGGUCUUCACCUUGUCUACAUGCAUGCUGGGACCAACCCAUUUGAAGUCAUCAGCGAGGCUGUAAGGGGUGUUGAGAAACAUAUGCAAACAUUUGUACAUCGAGAAAAGAAAAAGUUGCCUGGUUUUCUCGACUGGUUUGGUUGGUGUACCUGGGAUGCAUUUUACACAGAUGUUACAGCUGAGGGUGUUGAGGAAGGCCUCAGAAGCCUAUCCAAGGGAGGUACUCCUCCACGUUUUUUGAUAAUAGAUGAUGGUUGGCAACAAAUUGAAAACAAAGACAAGGAGGAGAAUGCAGUUGUACAAGAAGGAGCACAAUUUGCCACUAGGCUCACUGGGAUACAGGAAAAUGCAAAAUUCCGAAAGAGCCAUGAAAAGCAUGAGGAGUCUAGAGGGUUGAAGCAUGUUGUGGAAGAUGCCAAGCAACAUCAAAAUGUCAAAUAUGUCUAUGUGUGGCAUGCUUUGGCUGGGUACUGGGGUGGAGUGAAGCCAGCAGCUACCGGGAUGGAGCACUAUGACACUGCUCUGGCAUAUCCAGUUCAGUCCCCGGGUGUGCUAGGGAACCAGCCAGAUAUUGUCAUGGACAGCCUUUCAGUUCAUGGCCUUGGCUUGGUGCCUCCGAGGAAAGUUUUCAACUUCUACAACGAGCUGCAUGCUUACCUGGCAUCCUGCGGUGUAGAUGGAGUCAAAGUGGAUGUGCAGAACAUUAUCGAAACACUUGGUGCUGGCCAUGGUGGAAGAGUUUCUCUUACUCGCAGCUACCACCAGGCUCUUGAGGCUUCGAUCGCACGUAACUUUCAUGAUAACGGUUGCAUUGCUUGUAUGUGUCACAACACUGAUGGGCUCUACAGUGCCAAACAGACCGCUGUAGUCAGAGCUUCGGAUGAUUUCUACCCCCGUGACCCUGCCUCCCACACGAUUCAUAUCUCUUCUGUGGCAUACAACACUCUUUUCCUUGGAGAAUUUAUGCAGCCUGAUUGGGACAUGUUUCAUAGUUUACACCCAGCUGCAGAUUAUCAUGGAGCAGCCCGAUCAAUCGGUGGAUGUCCAAUCUACGUCAGUGACAAGCCAGGCAACCACAACUUCGAGCUGUUGAAGAAGCUUGUGCUCCCUGAUGGAUCAAUUCUACGUGCUCAGCUUCCUGGCAGGCCUACUCGUGACUGCCUCUUUGUUGAUCCAGCAAGAGAUGGCACCAGUUUGCUCAAGGUAUGGAAUGUGAACAAGUGCACUGGUGUGGUUGGUGUGUUCAACUGCCAAGGUGCUGGUUGGUGCAAGGUUGAGAAGAAGACACGCAUUCACAACACAUCUCCUGGUACGCUUACAGCUUCAGUCCGUGCCACUGAUGUCGAUUCAAUUGCCGAAAUUGCUGGCGAUGAUUGGAACGGCGAGACCAUUGUCUACGCGUAUAGAUCAGGGGAGCUGUUUCGCUUGCCUAAAGGCGCUUCAGUUCCAGUGACGCUCAAAGUUCUGGAAUACGAACUCUUCCAUUUCUGCCCCGUCAAGGAGGUAACUUCAGACAUCUCUUUCGCCGCAAUUGGCUUGCUCGACAUGUUCAACUCGGGCGGGGCAAUGGAUCAGGUUGAAGUGAAUAGGACUACACCUGCAGCGGCUGCAACCAUUUCUCUCAGAGUCCGUGGAUGUGGAAGGUUCGGCGUCUACUCGUCUCAGCGCCCUGUGAAAUGCAGUGUGGCGAAUGUAGAAACCGAUUUCGACUACGACCCAGCCACUGGACUUGUGACGAUGAAUCUGCCUGUUCCAGAGGAAGAGAUGUACAGAUGGCCCGUCGAGUUCCAAGUUUAAGAGCUGCGUUGUUUUGAUUGGCUAGCGGUUUGAGGAUUGAAGAUUUAAGAUUCUGAGUCCCAGAAUUUCAGCCAUUGAUUUGUCACUUGACUGAGAAAUGUGCUGAUUGUAGUGUGUACUGUAAUGUUAAUGCCUUAAUGGCCAUGUGUUGCCUUACCAAUGCUUGAAGCGAAGAGUAAUAAGAAAGUCUUCUGUCUUUGCCAUUUAAUCAGCGUGAUGCGAAACGUUUCUGUAUUUCAAACCAAAAGUGAAACGUGUUACAGAACCGUGAAACCGCUAUAAGAAACGCAAAAGGCGUUGAAGCAGGCUCAAAGAGUGACAUGUUUUGAAUGCUGAGGUCUAUUGGGCUGAAUAAUUGGGCCUAAUUUGUAAGCCGAAGAUAGUGGCCCAACAUAGGGGCUUCUUUCAUACCCGACGGGCCGAAGAGAGUGGCUCUGCAGCCUGUAAUUAUUAUACGAUCAAGUCGGAUGCUUUUUCACGAGCCGUAAUGUGUAUUGAAUUAUGGUCAAUGCUAUGGUGCCGCUAUAAAAAGUGCAGUACUGGUGCUGUAAAAAGUGCACUAUUGGUGUCGCUGUUUUUGAUUGAGCCACAUGAGCGUGACAUGGCACUGGUUUGAUCUACACAAUAAAUAAAAGUCAAAUGAGAAAAUUUGAAGCUUCAUUUCAAAUUUCUUGCAUCCAUAGUGAAAGUAGGAAGGGUAGAUUCGUCUUCACAAUCACUUAUUAUUUUCUUAUUUACAGGAAAAAAAAUCAGUAAUGAGAUGUGAACCGUAGUUUCUUCGAACAAAGACAAGAAACAUAACCAGUUACAAUAAACACAUUUGUGUGAUAUUUUUCAAAUAAAAACAUACAGAAGCUUAAAUAUGGAAAAAUAUAAGACUUUUCCUCCACGGUUAGCAACCGAAAUGUCAUUGAUUCAAAUAUUGUAUAUAUUGAAUUGCACUCUUGAAUGUGUAGAAGCGAUGUAGAAUUCUUAACAUAGACUUAAUUGUUAUAACUAUCAUAAAGUAACGAUAUUUUUGAACACAGAACUUUUGAGUGAAUAUGGGGCACAUGUGUCUUUAAGAGGGGUAAAUAUGGAAAGGUUGAGUGAUGUUGGUUUGCCAAACACGGAUGGAAAAGACACUACUAAUGUAAACGGGUCCAAAUAGUGCCCCGACCCACUAAACGCUCAACCAUCGUCGUCUCUCCAAACUUCACAUCAGACUCAACAACCGGCUAACCUCCUCUACCUCUAUUGUUAAGCUAGAGCAAUUUUUGGAGGGGGAAAUAUGGAAAGAUUGAGUGUUGUUGUUUGCCCAACGCAAAUGGGAAAAUGUGCUACUUAUGUAAACAUGCCCAAAUAGUUUCCGACCCACUAAACACUCAACCACCAGGUUACUUUCGCUACACCUAAUAUAAGAGUGAAAUGGGAAAUGUGCACCCCCCAUUACAAAAUCCCUGCAUCCAUAGCAAAAGUAGGAAGGGUAGAUUCGUCUUUACAGUCAUUUAUUAUUUUCUUAUUCAUAUGAAAAAUACAUAAGUGAUCGAAUUUGAAUUUUGUCUCUUUGAGAAAAGACAAGAAACAUAACCAGUUACACUAAACAAAUUUGUUUAAACGUUUUAAAUUAAAAACAUACAGGAAGCUUAAAUCUGAAAAAUCAUUGGAAUUUUACAUCACAGUUAGCUAAGCCACUAACUCUCCCCUAAAUAUUUUUUUGGUAUUUGAUACUUCUAUUUUCAUACUUUGAUUAUUUUAAUUCGAGUUUAACAAUUAAUUCUAUUUCUCUUUAUCUUAUAAAAAGAUAAUAAUUUU
This is a messenger RNA of Linum trigynum, 5687 nucleotides long. NCBI's taxonomy places the organism in Eukaryota, Viridiplantae, Streptophyta, Magnoliopsida, Malpighiales, Linaceae. The record is from the annotation of a GenBank genome assembly.